This is a messenger RNA of Gallus gallus (chicken), 6921 nucleotides long. RefSeq names its product protein kinase AMP-activated catalytic subunit alpha 2 (gene PRKAA2). Gene Ontology annotation, biological process: protein phosphorylation; intracellular signal transduction. Gene Ontology annotation, cellular component: cytoplasm. Lineage: Eukaryota; Metazoa; Chordata; Aves; Galliformes; Phasianidae. The transcript has 9 exons. The coding region runs from base 94 to 1752 and encodes 552 amino acids. Gene Ontology annotation, molecular function: ATP binding; AMP-activated protein kinase activity. The record is from RefSeq and is marked provisional.
ACGCCCGAUCCGAGCCGUGCCGUGCCGACCCGAGCUGUGUCGUGCAGUACCGUGCCGGCCCUGCGCAUUGUGGUCCUCCGCCGGGGGGCGAAGAUGGCCGAGAAGCAGCAGAAGCACGACGGGAGGGUGAAGAUCGGCCACUACGUGCUGGGGGAUACGCUGGGGGUCGGCACCUUCGGCAAAGUCAAGGUUGGCGAACAUCAGCUGACGGGGCACAAAGUAGCAGUAAAAAUCCUGAACAGACAGAAAAUACGCAGCCUGGAUGUGGUUGGGAAGAUCAAAAGAGAAAUUCAAAACCUGAAACUCUUCCGGCACCCUCAUAUUAUCAAACUGUACCAGGUCAUCAGCACGCCAACAGACUUCUUCAUGGUCAUGGAAUACGUAUCUGGCGGUGAAUUAUUUGAUUACAUCUGUAAGCAUGGACGUGUUGAAGAGGCAGAGGCUCGACGCCUUUUCCAGCAGAUUCUCUCCGCGGUGGAUUACUGUCACCGACACAUGGUUGUCCACAGGGACCUGAAACCAGAGAACGUGCUGCUGGAUGCACACAUGAAUGCGAAGAUAGCUGAUUUUGGAUUGUCCAACAUGAUGUCUGAUGGUGAAUUUCUACGCACCAGCUGCGGUUCCCCAAAUUAUGCAGCCCCUGAAGUCAUCUCUGGAAGGCUGUAUGCUGGCCCAGAGGUGGACAUCUGGAGCUGCGGUGUCAUCCUCUAUGCCCUCCUCUGUGGCACUUUGCCCUUCGAUGAUGAGCAUGUGCCCACCCUCUUCAAGAAGAUCCGGGGAGGUGUGUUUUACAUCCCUGAGUACCUCAACCGCUCCGUUGCCACUCUGCUCAUGCACAUGCUGCAGGUUGACCCUCUCAAGCGUGCAACCAUCAAGGACAUCAGGGAACACGAGUGGUUUAAGGAGGAGCUGCCCAGCUACCUCUUCCCAGAGGACCCUUCCUACGAUGCCACCGUCAUCGAUGAUGACGCGGUUCGGGAGGUCUGCGAGAAGUUUGAGUGCACCGAGUCAGAAGUGAUGAACAGUCUGUACAGCGGCGACCCCCAGGACCAACUAGCGGUCGCCUACCACCUUGUCAUUGACAACCGGAGGAUCAUGAACCAAGCCAGUGAGUUCUACCUAGCCUCCAGCCCCCCAACUGGCUCCUUCAUGGACGACACCAUGCAUAUCCCUCCCGGUGUGAAGCCGCACCCUGAGCGGAUGCCACCCUUGAUAGCAGACAGUCCCAAGGCACGCUGCCCUUUGGACGCACUCAACACCACCAAGCCCAAACCUCUGACUGUCAAAAAGGCCAAGUGGCACCUGGGGAUCCGCAGCCAGAGCAAGCCCUAUGACAUUAUGGCCGAGGUGUACCGAGCUAUGAAGCAGUUGGAUUUUGAAUGGAAGGUGGUGAACUCCUACCACCUCAGAGUGCGUCGGAAGAACCCGGUGACGGGCAAUUACGUGAAAAUGAGUCUGCAACUGUACCAGGUGGACAACCGCAGCUACCUCCUGGACUUCAAAAGCAUUGAUGACGAGGUGAUGGAGCAGAGGUCCGGCUCAUCCACCCCGCAGCGCUCGUGCUCAGCCGCUGGCUUGCACCGGCCAAGACUAAGCAUUGAUGCUGCAGCAGCCGCUGAGUGCCAGUCACUGAUGGGGUCCCUGAGUGGCUCCUUCGUGGGCAGCAUCUCCUCAGUGCCCCCACGCCUGGGCAGCCACACCAUGGACUUCUUCGAGAUGUGUGCCAGCCUGAUCAUGGCUCUGGCUCGCUGAGCCGGGCACCGGACUCCAAGCACAUGGCGUUGCACUGUGAGGACCAGCUCCAACAUGGCCGUUCUGUUGUUCUUCUGCUUCCUUCCUUCUCCUCACCACUCCACAGCCUGCGGCACAGAACCUGUUCCUCUGUUACGAGAUCCCAAGUGCACUCAAAGGACACAGCCCCUCAAACAAGGCAUUGAGGAAAUCAGGAAUGACUUCGUUUCACUCGUUAGACCAGAGUGAAAUAUAUAUGAGCUUUUUUUUAUCCUGAACCCAAUGGGAUACGUGGGCAGGGCUGUAAAGUAGCAAACAUAUCACUGACUUUUGGUAGAGAACUCCCUCCUGGCUGAUCCUGAAUUCACAGAACCAUGGGCAAGUAUUUCUUUCUGCAACACACAUUGGUUCAGGUUGUACCUCCCACACAGCCUGAAGCAGGGGGAGGACAGGGCUGAACCUCUGGCAAUGCUUUCACCCUAAAACAAGCAGCUGCUUCAUGUACCACCCCACCCUCUGUUCUUUUUCCCCUACUAAAGAAGGGUGAGGGGUGGCAUGUGCAAAGCUCCCAUUGCAGACAUGGGGCAGGAUGCUGCUGAGUCCCCCAGAUCCGGCUCUCUGCGUCACAGCUUCGGUGUGCUUACCUCUCACCUUUCCCAUAGGAAGAUUUUGCCCAUUGUCACCACCCCAAAAUCUCUGCCAAAGCUGCCUGCCUUCACCUGCCAAGGAUCCAAGAAUGAAGAGCUCUGCUGUCCUGAUACAGAAUGGGCUGGGACCUCGCUGCGACAUGGAGAAGGCAGGGAUAUCACAAGCAUUUCACUGUUUCUUUGCUACUGGCUUUCUGAAGGACAGGGUUUUAUAUUUUAAGACGAACUAUGAGGAUUUUUCAGGUUAAAAUUCUUGUUAUUCGAGGGUAAACUCUAGUGCAUGUGUGACAGUUUCUUUGUUUAAAAGAAUUAUUACUUCUCAUUACAUAGGCUUAAUCUAAUGGACAGAGUUGGCAUCUGCUUGGCUUUGCUACGGUAUUUAAUUCCAUUUACUUGAUUGCAAAGGAACUUAAUAGUCUGAUCAGUCAAGGAACAAAUGCUUUAUGAAAACGUUGCCAAAAAAAUCCUGGGAGGGUUAUUUUCUUCCUUUUUUGGUUUUGCUUUAAGAAACAAAACAAAGGAGAGUGUUAGCAAUGUUGCUGGUUCCAGGUAUGCAGUCAUUCAACUUUAAAAACAACCCUGAACCCAUUCUUUUGAUAGUUCUUAUGUCCCUGGAAGUUUUUUGCUAAGGAUUGUUUUUUUUUUUGUACAGUUGCACUUUAAUUUAUACUUUCUGAAAGUUUCUAUAAGCAGCAAGGAGGAGAAUGAGACAUUAAACCUUUUUGUACUAAUUGUUUUAGAUACUGAAGACAAAUACGGGAUAUUUUUGCCAUCUACUGGCAGAUAAGUGGACGUUUUUCAGUGUGAAGUCCCCCUUUUUUAAGAACACAAAAUUGCCUUACUUUUGUUACAGGUGACACUUCGAUUCUCACUAAUGUGUAUUUCCAGCUCCAGUUUUAUCAGAAGCCGCACAAAGUAGAAACCUGCCAAAAAAGCAUCAGUCUUGCUGUUGAGUUCUUGUAUGCGGAAUCCAACAUAGCAGUGUUCGGAUUGCAAACAGCAGAACAAUCUCGUUUUUAAAGGAAACACUGGAAAUCUUUGUAUUAAUCCUAGGUUUUGUAAUGGGUUUUUAUUAUAUUAUUGUUAUGAAAUAAAUACCAAUGGCUGGAGGACAGCUUUGGUAGUGUACCUGGUGGGCAUCAGGCAGUGUGCAUCUCCUGUGCUCCAGUAGGAGCAAGAAUGGAGAAUCCAGACUCUUGCAUACAAAAGAACCACUUAGACCCAAAUCUGAGCAGUGUCCAGCUCCUUAGCAGCUUUCAGAUCAGCACUGAGAUGCCAGGCAAGCAGCAUGGGAUGCUUUGGGUGCUGGAGAUCAGCCCCUCUGGAAAGGAGCAGGAGAGGGUGGCCGAGUGGCCAGGAGAACAGUCAGAAAUUUAGGAGUACCCCUGCUGGGAAACAUAUUCGAAUAUAAAAGGCUGUUUAAGUCAUCACUCAUACUUUAACAUCUUGCCAAGGUGCUUGUCCUGGAACCAAGUGUGGCCAGGCUGAUAAUGUGUUUGCAUGGAGCAUGUGAGGAUGUCUUGCCUUAAAAUUACCCUUGUCCUCCCCAGCAGGACUAGUGGUGUUCAACAGCAGCAUAUCCCCUAGGAAGGAAUAUUUGCUUCUUGGAGGCAAGUGGGAUUUCUGAGUGGGGGAUAAGGCCUUGGGACACUUUGAGUUUUAGAAUCAUAGAAUCACCAAGGUUGAAAAAGACCUGCAAGAUCAUCUAGUCCAAUGAUCCAUCUACCACUAAUAUUUCCUCACUAAACCAUCUCCCUUAGUAAAACAUCUACAGGUUUCUUGAACACAAGAAACGGCUCUUCUCAGACCCAUACAAACACUAACUAAUAUAUGGAUUUGCAAAGCCCAUCCUGCCAAGGCAACAAGAGUGCCUCAGGAUUCCAGACAAAUGCCACCAGAGGCACUGCAGCAAGGAGUCAAGCCAUGCCAGGUGGUCACUAUGUGCUUCUGCCCAGGACAUCCUUGGUGAAUAGCUCAGAUUAGGCUGUCCAUUAAACAGCCUUACCCGUGUCCACUCCAAGUUUUGAGGUGUUUGGAGAAGUUUCACUCAUUUUUAUUUUUCUUUUUAACCUUGGAAUAGGCUGUUUUCUGAUUCCCAGCUGCUACGAAGCUACUGACCUCCAAUUAUGCUUUUUGGAGUAAAAGUCUCAUUUGUACACUGUGGUCCAUUUUUUGAGUCACUGGUACAUGCACAACCGCCAGGAAAAGCAGGGUGUAUGAUAUCUAUUGGAACUAAAAAAACUUGAAUUCUUCCAAGUGCAAUUCCUCACGAACCACUGACAGCUGUACUCUGCAAGCCACAGAUUCAUCCGAACAUUGCUUCAGCCCAAGUGGGAGUGUGACAAAAUGCAAAGGAUAGAGUUCAGCAUUAACCUCCAGCUUCUGGAUGGGUUAAUUCAGAAAUAGCUUGUACGGUACUGUUGGCAAACAUAUUUAUGCACUACAAAUGCAGGGCCGUUUGGCUUCCAGGAGCUGUGCAGGCAGAGGCAGGGGGAGUUUUCUUCUUUCAUAGGUCUGAAGUGCACAGUCAGCAUGUGUGUCCUAAUCGUGCAUCCAAGCACAGGGAUGUGGGCAGGGUUGUACAAAAAAUGAAGCAACUGGUUUGUAACUGUGGUACAUACUUUUUUUUGUGUGUGAUUAUAAUGCCAAUUCGUAUCAGAAUAGAUGAAGUUCGAACAAAAUAACUGUUCUGUCUACUCCCUUUCAUUUUACUGUUCCUUAUCAUUGAUCAUCUUUUGUGCAUCCGUGUAGAAGGAAGAGUCUCCAGCGCAGGACAUGAACUCGUGCCUUCCCCACACAUUAGGGCUCCUGGAAGCUGCAGGUUCCCAUGGUGCACGAACCCCACAGCUCACGCAGAGUCAUACUGGUGAGACCUGCAGGCCGUAUGCCUAAAUACUUGAAGUACCAUUUGCUGUGCAGUUUUUAGCUUCACCCCUUUAUUGGUUCAGAGGAAGGGGAGAAAAAGAAUCUUCCAUCAAUUCUCUUCCAAUGGGCCAUACAAAUCCCUACUCCAGCUUCUGUAGUGUUUUUACUGGAAUGUUUUAGGAUCCAUUUUUUGUGUAGCUGUUAUGGUCACCUUUCUUCGGGUCCUACUUUGGCAUGGGCUCUCCACUUCAUGGUUUCUUUUGGCUUUGAGACCUUUUUGCAUGAAUUUCUCUUCAUCUUUUAUUUACAAAAUAGAAACAACCUCUUGUAAUUCUGAACUUUCAGUCCAUCUCUCAGACGUGGGUUUAAUGGUUCAUAGAAUCACCGAGGUUGGAAAAGACCUCCAAGAUCAUCCAGUCAUUCACCUAUCACCCAUAUUCCCAAUAAACCACUUCCCUUAGAACAACAUCUAGAAUUUUCCUGAACACCUCCAGGGAUGGUGACUCAAUCACCUCUCUGGGCAGCCCAGUCUAGAGCCUGACUAGAGAAGAAAUAUUUCGUAAUAUCCAAUCUGAACCUCUCCUGGUGCAAAUUGAGGCCAUUCCCUCUCAUUCUAUCGCUAAUUACGUGGGAGAAGAGGCCAACCCCCCCACCUUGCCACAGCCUCCUUUCAGGGAGUUGUAGAGAGCUGUAUUUAGAGCUUCUCCUCUCUUCCGUGUCUGAAAGAUAAACUGUUUUCAGAAUUCAACCAAACACUGACUUUUGCAGCAGAACUGAUACUGUGUGCACACCAUGCACGUAUCCUUGCUACGUUUGAGAAUCAGAACUAGGAGAACUGGGCAGUCCACCAGAGCUCUGUCUGCAAAGCAUGAAUGAAGUUACAAAAGCAGUCUGUUUCCAACAAAAAGCCUUGAAAUUCCUGCUGAAGCUGCCUUAAUUUAAAGACAAAAUCGAAGUUAAUUUGUAAGACUCAUCUCUACAUUUUUCUUUUUUUCUUUUUUUUAAUUUGAAAUACUUAUCCUCAUCUCACUAAGCUGUGAAGUAGGCACUGUAGACACGGUAAUAUAUAUUCUUGUUGCUGAAAGCAUGUUCAUGUAUUUUGUAUCAUGUUAUAUUAAUGCAUUUCUUACCUCAGUGCAUUUGUGGUUUGUUUUUUUCAAGCUCAAAGCAAAACUGAAUCCCAGGAUGACUGUAGUGCCACGUUCCAGCAGCCAGGGGCAGACAAUCCUCACCUCCACAGGACAGGAGCCAGACUGGCCCGUUGCAAUGUUUUGGUUGUUUGUUCUACAAAGAGUAUUUAUGAUUUUUCUUCUGUUAAGAUACAGAACUGUAAAAGCUCUGAGCAGCAGCAUCUCUUCAAACAUAUCAAGCUCUGAAAAUACUGAGGUCUAUGACUCCUCCAUCUUUCUUAUCGCUUUCUCAGCUGAUAGGGAAAGUGUUGACUAAGUCAUUGAAAUUGACACUUAUGUCCAGCUACAGCCAUGGUGGAAGGGCACAGAGCCUGGGUUCAGUUUUGUCCUUUGUGCAAGUAACUGUGCAUUAGAUAAUCACAAAGAAGCCUUUUACCUUCUGUUGAUGGUGUGGAAAGUGGUUCUCAGUGUACUACACUGCAUGUGAUAGCUGUCUCUGUGGUUGACAUUUGCACUUUAAUAAACUCAGAGAUAAAGAGACAAAACUA